Messenger RNA from Penicillium digitatum Pd1, 345 nucleotides. The record is from RefSeq and is a predicted model, not a curated record. NCBI's taxonomy places the organism in Eukaryota, Fungi, Ascomycota, Eurotiomycetes, Eurotiales, Aspergillaceae.
AUGCGCUACAGAAAUUGGGAUGUCCUUCUAUUUCCGGAAGGUUCAAAGGUUCCUAUCCAAGAGUUUAAGACACAAUGCUUCGUGACCAAGGACAAAGACUCGCCCUGUCUACACAGUGCAAUUUUCCUUGGCCAUCAUGCCCAUCAUCCCGAACCAGGCCUUUUUAACCAGCUGCCAGUUCUCACAACAUUCAUCCCGAGUAUGCCCAAAGACAGUCCAUUCCAAGUUUCAGUUCAUAGUUGGGAGAAGCCACGCCCCAGCGUCCAGAUCGAGUCCAAUAUGGAACCUGAGGACGUUUUACUCUUCGAGGUUCGGAUCUUCAUUGAUGGAAUUUUCGCUGCGUGA